Molecule: messenger RNA, 1236 nt
Organism: Aplysia californica (California sea hare)
Lineage: Eukaryota; Metazoa; Mollusca; Gastropoda; Aplysiida; Aplysiidae
Product: peroxiredoxin-like 2C
Exons: 8
Coding region: 206-1015 (269 amino acids)
Source: RefSeq, a predicted model, not a curated record
UGUUUGGAAUGUUGUCAUGUCGAAACAGCGUCCCCCGAAACGGCGUGUCAACCCAUGUUGCUCUGUUCCUUUCGAUAUUGCCACACUUUUUGGUAUUUCAUUGCAGAGUAAUCAAAGAAGUAGAGCAGAAUUCGGAAAAAGGUUCUAGGAGGAAGACUUUGUUUGGCUGAACAAGUCAGUUCUUCUGUGAGAACUGCAUACAACUAUGGCUGCAGCUUCCACUUCAAGCCCUCCAGCCCCAGACUCAGCAAGUCUGCCAUCUCAGUCCUCCAUGACCAAUGGGUCAAAUUACAGUCACAGCAAUUCACAAAAUACCAGCAAACGUGACAAUCCGUAUGAUCCAGAAGAACCUGAUAUUGUUGCUGUUGAAAAUGUUGACAGUUUGAAAAUGUCAAGAGGAGUGAGACCGGAGGCAGAAAUAAACUGGGAGAUGCUGAAUGAACAGUUUGUGUUUGAUGAAAUGGGGAACAAGAUUAGAUUCACAGAUAUCUUCAAAAAGCAAAAGACAAUUGUGCUGUUUGUGAGGCACUUCUUAGACUUCAUUGCAAAAGAAUAUGUUGAAGAUGUGGCCAUCAUUCCUCUGGAGUAUCUUCAGAAUGCAGAUGUGCGACUGGUUGUGAUAGGACCUGCCCCUCAUAACUACAUUAAGGCCUUCAAGGAACUGACAAAACUUCAGUAUACGUUAUAUGUAGACCCUGAACGUCUUGUGUACAAGGCUAUGGGCUGUAAGGAGACGAUAGCACCUGGAGGUCUGGCAAACAGCAAGCACAUCAAGUCAGGCUUUGUCUCAGGUGUGGCUUCUAGUGUGUGGAGAGCUAUGACAUCCCCUGUGAAGGAGUUUCAGGGUGACCCAAAGCAGCAAGGAGCUGCUUUCAUCAUUGGCCCAGGAAACGAAGUUCACUUCAGCCACAUUGACCAGGAGUCGGCCGACCACUGUCCCCUCAAUGACAUCUUGGCACAAGCAGGAGUGAUGAACGUCAGUUUUCCCAGGGACCCGCGCGUGCAGAUCAUGUGAUUUCUGUGUCGUUUCAAACUGAUGCUCCCCUAUAGCCCUUCACAUGAACCAGGACAGCUGCAUUCUGAAAUCUAUGGAGAAAAACUCUUGUGAACCCAACACUAGGAGCAGGCUUUAUGUUGUUGGGUUGUUGUUUUUACAUAAAUAACUAUAUUAUCGGGGAGACUGGGCCAUUCUUUUUUAGAACAAAUUUUGCAUUUAAAACUUCCUUUCUCUGAAAA